Olea europaea var. sylvestris is the source of this 521-nucleotide messenger RNA. Its product is annotated as S-adenosylmethionine decarboxylase proenzyme-like. The transcript has a single exon. Gene Ontology annotation, biological process: spermidine biosynthetic process; spermine biosynthetic process. Lineage: Eukaryota; Viridiplantae; Streptophyta; Magnoliopsida; Lamiales; Oleaceae. The record is from RefSeq and is a predicted model, not a curated record. Gene Ontology annotation, cellular component: cytosol. Gene Ontology annotation, molecular function: adenosylmethionine decarboxylase activity. Bases 1 to 447 code for a protein of 148 amino acids.
AUGACUGGUCUUGACAGGGCGAUGGCUUCUAUGUUUUACAAGAGUGACUCGAGCUCUGCAGCUUUGAUGACCAAUUCAUCUGGCAUAAGAAAGAUUCUUCCUAAGUCUGAAAUAUGUGAUUUUCAAUUUGAGUCCUGUGGUUAUUCCAUGAAUUCCAUUGAAGAGGCUGCAAUUUCCAAUAUUCAUGUUACUCCGGAGGAUGGUUUUAGUUAUGCCAGCUUUGAAGUAGCUGGUUACAAUUUGAAAGAGGUGAAUCUGAGCCAGCUGAUUGAGAGGGUUUUGGCAUGCUUCCAUCCUAAGGAGUUUUCCAUUGCCGUGCAUGCUGACAUUGGUGAAAUGUUGUUUGAUAACAUUUACUCUUACGACCUAAAGGGUUACUCAGUCAAUCUGGAAUGCUAUGAGGACCUGGGUUUGGGCGGUGCUGUUGUCUACAGGAAGUUUGCAUAGACUGCUUGUGUUAUGUUUUACUGUUAGGACAAAGUCUAAGUUGUAGGUUAGUUAAAUGUCAUUGACCUGCUCAU